Molecule: messenger RNA, 5625 nt
Organism: Symphalangus syndactylus (siamang)
Lineage: Eukaryota; Metazoa; Chordata; Mammalia; Primates; Hylobatidae
Gene: SLC13A3
Product: solute carrier family 13 member 3
Biological process (GO): succinate transmembrane transport; citrate transport
Cellular component (GO): plasma membrane
Molecular function (GO): sodium:dicarboxylate symporter activity; succinate transmembrane transporter activity; citrate transmembrane transporter activity
Source: RefSeq, a predicted model, not a curated record
GAACUCCUACCUGAAGGAAAAUCAAAGUAUGUCAUCAGAAAAAUAGGAAAUGGAUGCUGAGAGGGCAAGAAACAAAAUACCAUCUGCCAUACCCAUUUUACAGAUUGGGGAGUAGAGGCUCAGAGGUGCUAAGCAACUUUCCCAGAGUCAUCAGCCUGUAAAUCGUAGAAAUUGUGCCAGGCAUUAUUGCCUACCAAAAGUCACCCUCUUUUAUUUAUUUAUUUAUUUAUUUAUUUAUUUAUUUAUUUUUGAGACAGAGUCUCGCUCUGUCACUCAGGCUGGAGUGUAGUGGUGUGAUCUCAGCUCAUCGCAACCUCCACCUCCCAGGUUCAAGCAAUUCUCCCACCUCAGCCUCCCCAGUAGCUGGGAUUACAGGCACCCACCACCAUGGCUAGCUAAUUUUUGAAUUUUUAGUAGAGAUGGGGAUAUCACCAUAUUGGCCAAGCUGGUCUCGAACUCCUGACCUCAAAUGAUCCACCUGCCUUGGCCUCCCAAAAUGCUGGGAUUACAGGCGUGAGCCCAUCCCCCCCCGGCUUUUUUUUCUGACACGGAGUCUUGCUCUGUCGCCCAGGCUAGAGUGCAGUGGCGUGAUCUCGGCUCAUUGCAGGCUUCACCUCCUGGGUUCACACCAUUCUCCUGCCUCAGCCUUUCAAGUAGCUGGGACUACAGGCGCUUGCCACCACACCCGGCAAAUUUUUGUAUUUUUAGUAGAGACAGGGUUUCACCGUGUUAGCCAGGAUGGUCUCAAUUUUUGUAUUUUUUAGUAGAGACAGGAUUUCGACAUGUUGGCCAGGCUAGUCUCAAACUCCUGACCUCAAGUGAUCUGCCUGCCUCGGCCUCCCAAAGUGCUGGGAUUAUAGGCUUGAGCCACGGCAUCUGGCCUACCCUCCUUAUUGCUUUUGGACAGAACCCCAAUUAGUCUAGAUAUUUUUAGGUGAAGAUAGCUUCAUCUCAGGAAAGGUCAGAUUGGUCUCUAAUUAGGAAUGGGCAUGUGUAUUAGGCCUUUUGCAUUGCUGUAAAGAAGCACCUGAGGCUGGGUAAUUUGUAGGGAAAAGAGGCUUAAUUGGCUCACGGUUUUGCAGGCUGUACAAGCAUGGCUCCAGCAUCUGCGUCUGGUGAGGGCCUCAGGAAGCUUCCGAUCAUGGUGGAAGGCAAAGGGGGAGCAGACAGUGUCACAUGGCGAGAGCAGGAACAAGAGAGAGAAGGGGAGGAGCCAAGCUCCUUUAAACAACCGGCUCUCUUGUGAACUAACAGAGCCAGGGCUCACUCAGAGAUUACCACAGAGAGGGCACCAAGCCAUUCACAAGGGAUCUACCCCCAUGAUCCAGUACCUCCCACCAGCCCCACCACCUACACUGGAGGUCACAUUUCAACCUGAGAUUUGGAGGGGGCAAACUUCCAAACUGUAUCAGCAUGUGACCCUUUUCUGGCCAAGAAGAUACAAGAGCAAAUCUGGGAAGAUUGCUUCUGUGGAAGAUUUUGCUUCUCCUGGAAGGGAAGUGGCACUAAGGUCCAAAGGAAGCUGCAUGUGGGUGGUCCCUGCUACACCAGCCUCCCAAGCCUCCAGUUGCACCUUCUAGGAGACAAGCAAGAGAUGAGGUUUCACCAUGUUGGCCAGGCUGGUCUCAAACUCCUGAACUCAAGCAACACCCUCCUCAGCCUCCCAGAUUGCUGGGAUUACAGGCAUGAGCAACCAUACUUGGCCACCAUUAUGGAAGGCCGCUGCUUGUUUGUCAUCCUGCUCAUGGCUGUGUACUGGUGCACGGAGGCCCUGCCGCUCUCAGUGACGGCGCUGCUGCCCAUCGUCCUCUUCCCCUUCAUGGGCAUCUUGCCCUCCAACAAGGUCUGCCCCCAGUACUUCCUGGACACAAACUUCCUCUUCCUCAGUGGCCUGAUCAUGGCCAGCGCCAUUGAGGAGUGGAACCUGCACCGGCGAAUCGCCCUCAAGAUCCUGUUGCUUGUUGGAGUCCAGCCAGCCAGGCUCAUCCUGGGGAUGAUGGUGACCACCUCGUUCCUGUCCAUGUGGCUGAGCAACACCGCCUCCACUGCCAUGAUGCUUCCCAUUGCCAAUGCCAUCCUGAAAAGUCUCUUUGGCCAGAAGGAGGUUCGAAAGGACCCCAGCCAGGAGAGUGAAGAGAACACAGCUGCUGUGCGAAGAAACGGCCUACACACUGUGCCCACGGAGAUGCAGUUUCUCGCCAGCACAGAAGCCAAAGACCACCCUGGGGAGACAGAAGUUCCACUGGAUCUGCCGGCUGACUCCAGGAAGGAGGAUGAAUAUCGUGGGAACAUCUGGAAGGGCUUCCUCAUCUCCAUACCCUACUCAGCCAGUAUUGGGGGCACAGCCACACUCACGGGCACAGCCCCUAACCUCAUCCUGCUUGGCCAGCUCAAGAGUUUCUUUCCACAGUGUGACGUGGUGAAUUUCGGCUCCUGGUUCAUUUUUGCCUUCCCUCUUAUGCUGUUGUUCGUGUUGGCAGGCUGGCUCUGGAUCUCCUUCCUGUACGGGGGACUGAGCUUCAGGGCCUGGAGGAAGAAUAAAUCUGAGAUAAGAACCAAUGCAGAAGAUAGGGCUCGAGCUGUAAUUCGGGAAGAAUACCAGAACCUGGGGCCCAUCAAGUUUGCCGAACAGGCCGUUUUCAUCCUUUUCUGCAUGUUUGCCAUCCUCCUCUUCACCCGGGACCCGAAGUUCAUCCCUGGCUGGGCCAGCCUCUUCAAUCCUGGGUUUCUUUCUGAUGCCGUCACCGGCGUGGCUAUUGUCACCAUCUUGUUCUUCUUCCCGUCUCAAAGGCCCUCUCUCAAGUGGUGGUUUGACUUCAAAGCUCCCAACACAGAGACAGAGCCCUUGCUGACCUGGAAGAAGGCCCAGGAGACGGUGCCCUGGAACAUCAUCCUUCUCCUGGGAGGGGGCUUCGCCAUGGCCAAAGGCUGUGAGGAAUCGGGGCUGUCUGUAUGGAUUGGCGGGCAGCUGCACCCCCUGGAGAAUGUGCCCCCCGCCCUGGCUGUACUGCUCAUCACUGUGGUCAUCGCCUUCUUCACUGAGUUUGCCAGCAACACGGCCACCAUCAUCAUCUUCCUGCCAGUCCUGGCAGAGCUGGCCAUCCGCCUGAGAGUGCACCCCCUGUAUCUGAUGAUUCCGGGCACAGUCGGCUGCUCCUUUGCCUUCAUGCUUCCGGUCUCAACGCCCCCCAACUCCAUCGCCUUUGCCUCUGGACAUUUGCUGGUUAAAGACAUGGUGCGGACAGGCCUCCUGAUGAACCUGAUGGGUGUCCUGCUGCUCAGUUUGGCUAUGAAUACCUGGGCACAGACCAUCUUCCAGCUGGGCACCUUCCCGGACUGGGCUGAUAUGUACUCGGUCAAUGUCACAGCAUUGCCACCCACCUUGGCCAAUGACACAUUUCAGACCCUCUGAGUCCCCCUGGAGGACUCCCUUGAGGCUGAACCCUCUCAAAGGGCUGUCGCCAUCACCUGCUGCUAGGACACUACAAAACAAUCAAAUAAUUCUUUUUCUGUAAUCCAAGAUGCAGCAAGCAAGGGUGACCUCCAGUGGUCCACUCAGGUCCAUGAGCCGUUAUCUAGGACACUUUCUCUCUCUUUCAUGCAGUUCGAAGCCCAGAUAUCUCUCAGAUCUGCUGCCUGAGAAAUAAGCUCCUUUAUCAGUGAGCUGUUUUAUCGUUAGGAUGCAAGAGAGCCCAGUUUCAUCAACAGUGAACAAAUCUGGCAUGGUGUUUGUCUCGUACAGUUGGGAUAGGAGGCCAUUCAUUCCCAUGGGCACAGCUAACAUUAUCCCCCAGUGAUUACUUUCGGUUAUACUGGAGAGACCACCUUGUCUUUAAAGAUCACUUUCCUGGGCUGCAGUGUUCCAACCCAGUUGUUCCAGCUGUUCACAACCAGUGUGUGAUUUUGCUUAGUUGGUGCCCAUUCUGCACCAGUUGUUUUACCCCUGCCGAUAACCAGCAGUCAGAUAUUCUUUUUUAAUCCUUAGAGACAGGGAAAGGGACAGAUAGCUUUCCAAGGACAUGAGACUGUGCAAAGCCUCUUUGCUGUUUCUCUGGGCUCCUGAGCAUACCAGGGGAAGUUCUAGAAACCGCAGCUGACAUCUCGACCCAAGAGAUUUAGGAUUCUCCUGUUUCAUCUGGGUCAGUUUGGCCAUAAUUCUGGGGUCAGGCCAGGCCUGGGACCUGCCCUCCCAUGGGGUGACUCAUGACCCCUCCAGCCAGGACCCUCCUACAUGUGGCCCCCAGAGGCCUCUGUGGCUGCAAGGUGGUCAGUUGCUGCUUGUCCCAGCAGGUGGCCUUGAUCUCUCCAUGCCCCACCUUAAGUGGUAAGCAUGUUUAAUUAUCAAAGGCCCCAUUUGUCAGGGGUGAGAGAAAAGUCAAAAGAUAAAUUGGGGCCUUGUAAAAGGCCAGGGUAAAAUGUCUCAGGCAAGCAAAAGAUUGUCCCCUUCUACAUAUGGGUAAAACUGAGAUGCCCCCAUGAGCCCGAGGCUGGAAGUGGUGUCUGCCCUCAAGGGUUUAUCCCUCUUUGUUCCAAGCAGAAGCAUUCUGGCAUACCAGUGAAGAGCGCAGGCCCUCAGGAAGUGUCCGCUGAAUGGAAUGGCCCAGUGUUAGCCCAGUAUCGGAAAAGACACCAGCCUAGGGGCCCUGAACCGUCACACUUCCCUUUCCUAAGCCUCUGGGGGUGGAGAUUCCCCUGGGAGCGCUUGGCCAGCUGGGAAGGCAGGACCCAGCUGCACUCGUUGUUAAUACAGCAUAAGUGAAUCAUGGGCAUUUCCCUGAGAGCAGUGGGAGAGGCCCUCUGAGUGGGAGGUUGAGCUCUACCUCCUUUCCAAGUGAGCACUCAGUGUUGAAUCACAGUUACAACCCACUGGGGCUGGUGGGAGGUGCGUUGUAUGGGACUGGAAGCAAGAGGUCCAUUCAAAGAGAAACUCAUGGGAUUUGUAACCAGAUGAAUCAUGAUUUCAAAGACUUCUGAUCAAAAAUACCAUGAAAUAAAGACAGUUAAUCAACAUUGGACCUGGAGAUGAUUUGCCUUUCUGAACAUAAGAGAGCUUCAAAGCCCCAAAUUCCUGGGCUGGGGAUUCCACAGAGUUGACCUCUCUGAUUUUCUACUGCUCUUCCCUCCCCUCUCCAGCCACAUACUCAAACUCUCCUGCCUCGGGGCCUUUGCAUGUGCUGUUCCCUCUGCCUACAACACUCUGCUCCCAAAUAUGUGUCUGGUUCCCCGACUCACUUUAUUCAAGUCCCUGCUCAGGUGUCACCUUCCCUGAGAGACUUCCCUGACCUCCUGUCUAAAAUAUCACCCUCAUUACUCUCCACCCCGUUACUCUGCUAUAUUUUCUCCUUAAUAGUUAGGACAUUGUAUAACUUAUUUUCCUAUUAUCUUCUUCUCCCUAUAGAAUAUAAAUUUAUGAAAAUACAAAUGGUAUUUUUUUUACUGCUGUAACUCCAGUUCGUAGAACAAUUUCCAGCACAUAGCAAGUGUACAGUAAAUAUUUGCUGCUUGAAUCUACACCAGAAUUAACAAGAAAGCCAUCUCUCCCUCUGAUCUGGGGUCUGUUUUGUUCAUUACUUUGUUCACUCCUUCUUCCAUUUAUUCAUUCAAUAAACAUUUAUUGGGAACCUG